Symbiodinium pilosum is the source of this 654-nucleotide messenger RNA. Lineage: Eukaryota; Dinophyceae; Suessiales; Symbiodiniaceae. The record is from the annotation of a GenBank genome assembly.
AUGACCGUGACGAUCAUCAUGGUUAUGCUGGGAUAUGGAGCAUGUCCGCAUGAUGGUGGACAGAUCAACCAGGAAAUCCAAGGCCGAGACUGCCAACUCUCUGCCCAGCGAUUUUUGCGAACUCAGACCACCGUUGCAACAUCGCACGAGUGUCUAUGUGUUUUGGCUGUUCUUGUUCUUAGCAUCCUGACCAUCAACAUGUUCGUGCAGAUGACAUGUGUGAUUGCCCUGGCAUUGAGUGCGCUGUGCUGCUGGCAAUGCUCAUCCGGUGGUGCUGGUCAGGGCUUCUGCUUCGUGAACUUCUAUUCGGUGAGCGAUGCUCUUCAGGCCAAGAACCGAAUGCUGGCCGCGGGCUCCAUCAUUGACUCGCGGAAGGUGGCCAUUAGCUUCGCCAAGCCUCAGACGCAGGAGCAGGCGCUUGAGAGCGACAUAAACGCCAGAGCAGAGCAAGAUGUGAUACAGGCCCAGGCCAACCAGGCCCUGAGCGGUGUCAACGCCGAGAUGUGGUCUUCUUACAUGCAGUUCUGCAAGCAAGAGGAGGAGAAAGAGAGCAGGGAAAAGAAGGCCUUGCUGGAGGCCUUGGAGGCCAAGAAGAGGGCCUUGGCCUUGGCGGCCUCGGCAGCGAGCGAGGCGGAGGCUAACGGCCUCCCGUAG